UGGGCCUGGACUGAGCCUGGAGGACUGGGAGGGCUGCAGGGCAGAGGGUAGGUGACCCAUGGCCGUGGCCAGGGGACCUGGGAGAGCCCGUCAGGCCUCCCCCUCUGGCGCCUCCGUCCAGCCUAAGUCCCGCCCGUGCCGCACCCCUGACUCACUUCCUUUGCACAGAAGCGGAAACCUCCCCAGAGCUUCCUCCGCUCCGGACGCUCCCCAGGGACCCGCAGGUGUCGCUACCCCUCCAAGCUUGAGCUGACCCAGUGAGGCUCCUGACCCCACCUCGACCCUCACCAGGAAGCCUGGACAUUCUGCUUCCUGAGUGGCAGGGCCCGGUGUCUGGUGUGGGCAGGGGGCUGCCCUGCGGGGCUGGGGGCCAGCAAGAGCCUGGCCUGACCUGACGCAGCUGCAGGAAGGAAUACCUGCAUGCCGAGCGCCACCCGUGCGCAAUGGACCGCGGCCAGCCCAGCCCGGAGCCCCCGGACGCGGUCCCCGGCGUCCCCGGCCCAAGCGUGAUAGCGCCGGUGCGCGCCGUGGUCCGCCUGCGACGCCGCGUGUGCCUCCUGCGCAAGCGGCGCCUCCCACCGCCGGGCGUGGGGCCGGGCUACGUGCCCGGGGCGCCGCGCGCGAACCUGGACCAGCCUCAGUUCUUCACCUUCGACAGCCCAGCGGAGCUGCCCUCGAAGGCGCCGCGAAAGAGGCGCCGGCGCAGCCGCGUGGUGCUCUACCCCGAGACCUCGCGCAAGUACCGGCCGCACGCGGAAAGCCGGAGCCGCGCACAGCGCUGCCUGCUGUUGCUCGUGGCCAUCGUGGGCUUCCAGGUUCUCAACGCCAUCGAGAACCUGGACGAUAAUGCGCUGCGCUAUGACCUCGACGGGCUGGAGAAGGCGCUACAGCGCGCCGUGUUCGGCCAGCCGGCGGCUGUGGGGCGCAUCGUGGCGCUGCUGCGGGACUACCUGGCCACGCACGUGCACAGCCGCCCGCUGCUUCUGGCGCUGCACGGGCCCAGCGGCGUGGGCAAGAGCCACGUGGGCCGCCUCCUGGCGCGCCACUUCCGUGCGGUGCUCGAGGACGGCGCGCUCGUGCUGCAGUACCACGCGCGGCACCACUGCCCCCAGCGCCGCGCAGCGCAGGACUGCCGCGAGGAGCUGGCGCGGCGCGUGGCCGACGUGGUGGCGCGGGCCGAGGCAGAGGAGAAGACCCCGCUCCUGGUGCUGGACGAGGUGGAGUUCCUGCCGCCGGCGCUGCUGGACGAGCUGCAUGGCUUCCUGCAGCCGCAGCGGUCGCACCACUUCCACAACGCUAUCUACGUGCUUCUCAGCGGUGCCGGUGGCGCGGAGGUCACGCGCUUCGUACUGCAGAACGCGUCCCGCGCGCUGGCGCUGCGCCAAGACGGCGCCCACGGUGCCCAGGCCGCAGCGGCGGCGGCCCAGGCGGAGGAGGAGCUGCGCGCCGGCCUGCGGGCACUCCUGGUCCGCGAGCACCCGCUGUGGCAGGCCGCAGCCAUCGUGCCCUUCCUGCUGCUGGACAAGCGAGAUGUGGUCAACUGCUUCCGGGAUGAGAUGGCCGGGGAGGGCUUCUUUCCGGACCAGGCCCGGGCCGAGCUCCUGGCCGCGCAACUCAGCUACCACCGCGUCGCUGGACGCGAGUUCGCCGUUACCGGCUGCAAGCAGGUGGUGGCCACGGUGAACCUCUUGUAGCCCAGGCGCAGCUGGACGCAGUGGACGCCGGCAGGCACGACGGGGCGUGGCAGUAGGAGGGAGGGGACCCUAUGGAUUUGCCCUAGGCUUCUGAGGCCCCUAAUAAAUCUGUCCAUGGCC
Messenger RNA from Camelus dromedarius (Arabian camel), 1814 nucleotides. RefSeq names its product torsin family 4 member A (gene TOR4A). The transcript is spliced from 2 exons. The coding region runs from base 444 to 1694 and encodes 416 amino acids. Gene Ontology annotation, cellular component: nuclear envelope; endoplasmic reticulum lumen. Gene Ontology annotation, molecular function: ATP binding; ATP hydrolysis activity. NCBI's taxonomy places the organism in Eukaryota, Metazoa, Chordata, Mammalia, Artiodactyla, Camelidae. The record is from RefSeq and is a predicted model, not a curated record.